This is a messenger RNA of Aspergillus caelatus, 672 nucleotides long. RefSeq lists its product as uncharacterized. Lineage: Eukaryota; Fungi; Ascomycota; Eurotiomycetes; Eurotiales; Aspergillaceae. The record is from RefSeq and is a predicted model, not a curated record. The transcript is spliced from 4 exons. The coding region runs from base 1 to 672 and encodes 223 amino acids.
AUGCCUCGACGAGUUCGUCCUCUUCAUUAUGAUAGUGUCAAGCCAUUCUUCCUUUGGUGCAUGCAUUCCGAUCACCCAUUCGAAAUUGACUGUCACUUUGACGGGAAAAGUCUUUGUCGCCAAUGCUCGGGCAACAAAGUGGCAUGCAAUUCAGUGGCACCAGGCAUGUUAGGAAAUGGAUGGGAUUACUCCCAAAUUCUCCGAUGGGCCACUAGCUUUUGGGACAUGCGCGAGGACGACGAGGAUGAGAAUGAGUGGCCAGAGAAGGUUCGCUUAAAUGUCGCCAGGGCUCUGAAUGAUUUAAACAUUGCGUUUGACAAGACUGAGAUGGUUCAUCGGCGUGCACAUGCUCUGACAAGCAAUGAAUAUGAGAUUAAGGUGACUUACCGAACUUUUGUCGAGCAACGCCGCCAGCUGCUUGUGCAACUGCCUGUUCCCGACAAAGAUGCCGAGGAGGAUGAGUGGGAAUGUUAUAGGUCGUCGAAGCUCUUGCGUCUUUUGCCUGGCGACCCUGGGUAUGUUUUAUGGAUGGUGGCGAUUCGGGUAUUUACGCGGGCAAUCGAAGGUGCUAUGACCUGUUGCGCUGUCCUCCGUGGCUUAGACGAGGUCGAGGGACGCGAGAUGGUGGAUAAAGCACUGCAAUCGUUCCCUGUUAUGUGCGGGGAGAUCUAA